[Candida] anglica is the source of this 1700-nucleotide messenger RNA. Lineage: Eukaryota; Fungi; Ascomycota; Pichiomycetes; Serinales; Debaryomycetaceae. The record is from the annotation of a GenBank genome assembly.
CAGACAGACACAAUGCCAGACAUUGAAGAGGUUCGCAAACACAACACAAAGAAAGAUUGCUGGGUAAUUAUCCAUGGCAAAGUCUAUGAUGUAAGUGACUUUGUGGAUGAACAUCCGGGAGGUGCAGCAAUUAUUGUAAAGUAUGCUGGUAAAGACGCAACUAAGGCCUUUGAUCCGAUUCAUCCAGGGGAUACUUUAGAGAAAUAUUUGGAUAAAAAGUAUCAUCUUGGGGAGGUUACAGGAGACCUUACCAAGAAGAAGAAGAAGAAGAAGGCAGUCACACCAGCAGAGGCAACUUUGGAUGAGAAACCAUCUCAAGGUUCUGUUGUGGAUGAAUUUGAUGUUGAGUAUGAUGAACAAGACGAUAAAUUACCAAUGUCUCUGUCUAGUGCUCCACCAGUUUUAGACGGUGGAGUCGAAGUUGAGUAUGAAGAUGACGAUGAUGAUGAUGAUGAUAAUCCAAAGGAAACUGCUCGCAGAAAGGAUAUGAUCAAGAGAAAGCCAGAUAUUGGCCAGAUCUAUAAUCUUAAUGAUUUCGAGUUUGUUGCAAGACAUACAAUGGAAAAGACUGCGUGGGGUUAUUACUCCUCUGGAUGUGAUGACGAAAUCACGUUAAGAGCCAACCAUUUGGCCUAUCAUCGGGUAUUUUUCAGACCUAGAGUUUUGGUUGAUGUCACCAACAUAGACUUAACUACCACCAUGCUUGGAUCUAAAUGUGCUGCACCAUUUUAUAUUACUGCCACUGCAUUGGGUAAAUUGGGACAUCCCGAAGGAGAAGUUGUCUUGACUAGAUCAGCAGGAAAGACCAACAUCAUUCAAAUGAUUCCUACCCUUGCAUCUUGUUCAUUUGAUGAGAUUGUGGAUGCUGCUAUGGAUAAGCAAACUCAAUGGUUACAAUUGUAUGUGAAUUCCGAUCGUGAAAUUUGUAAGAAGAUUGUUCAACAUGCUGAAAAGAGAGGAAUGAAGGGAUUAUUUAUCACAGUUGAUGCACCUCAAUUGGGUAGAAGAGAAAAGGAUAUGAGACUGAAAAACAUUGAAGAUGUUUCCCAUUUACAAGAGGGUGAUGAAAAGUCCGACCGUUCCCAAGGUGCUGCAAGAGCUAUUAGUUCUUUUAUUGAUACCAGUUUGAAAUGGUCUGAUCUUAAAUGGUUCAAGAGUAUUACCAAAAUGCCAAUCAUUUUGAAAGGGAUCCAAUGUGUUGAAGAUGCUCUUUUAGCUGUGGAUGCUGGCGUUCAAGGUAUAGUAUUGUCAAACCAUGGUGGUAGACAAUUGGAAUUCUCCAAGCCACCAAUUGAAGUUUUGGCGGAACUUAUGCCCAUCUUACGUAAACGAGGGGUUGAUCCAAAUAAAUUUGAAGUUUAUAUGGAUGGUGGGGUUCGCCGUGCCACUGAUAUUUUGAAAGCCGUUUGUUUGGGGGCUAAGGGGGUUGGUAUAGGAAGACCUUUCUUAUAUGCCAUGUCCACCUAUGGGGAUGAAGGGGUACUUAAACUCAUGACUAUAUUGUUUGACGAGAUGGUUAUGAAUAUGCGUCUUUUGGGGGUUACUUCAAUAGAUCAAUUAAAUGAGUCCUACGUCGAUACAAGAGGCUUGACCCAUUCGUUCAUGCCUAACGAUAAGUUAUUUGAUGGUGUCUACGAGCCACUACAAUCUCCAGCAUUUAGAGAUAAUAAAAUGUAAAUAAAUUGUAAGGUUCAUUUUCG